This is a messenger RNA of Paramecium tetraurelia, 2199 nucleotides long. RefSeq lists its product as uncharacterized. Lineage: Eukaryota; Ciliophora; Oligohymenophorea; Peniculida; Parameciidae. The record is from RefSeq and is a predicted model, not a curated record. The transcript is spliced from 5 exons.
AUGUAACAAUAAUUAAUAAAGCCUCAAUCUAAAGAACAUGCAAUGCAAAUUUUGUAAUCAGGAUUUUAGCUGUAUUAACAUUAAGGACACAUGAGUUUCAACGAAAAUGCUAUUGUAAUUUAAUAACCAGAAAGAAUGAGUUUCAACGAUUAGAAGAUGAAAUCACAUCCAAAAGUUCAUAAUGUUUUUGAAAAUCAAAAGAGAACCAGAAUUAAUUAACAUUAAAUUGAGCAAAGUAUAGUUGGAAAUAAAUUUGAAAUUCCUGUUUUGCCAUCGGGUAAAUAUCUCAAAUUUAAUGUUCUUUCAAAUUGGGGAGAUAAAUAACAAGUUGGUCUUAAUGGAAUUGAAGUGUUUGACUCAUAAGGUGGUAAUAUAACUAGAUAUAUUAAAAUGCCUAUGCAAGAUGAGUACAUAGAGAAAUUAAAGUUGAUAGACGGUUACUAAGCAGUUAAAGACGAUAAACAUAUUUGGAAAACAAAGAACUUGAAACCUGAAAUCAUUAUUGAUUUAACUGCAAAUAUAAAAGUCUCAUUGAUAAGAAUUUGGAACUACAAUAAAUCCAGGAUUCGAUCCUAUAAAGGUGUUAGAUUGUUAAAGAUUACUUUAGAUGAAAGAUUAAUAUUUUAUGGAGAUAUUUAGAAAGCAACUGGAGAUCUAAAGAAGUUCUAAGAUAAUUGUGAAUACAUAUUAUUCACAUAGGAUUCUAAAAUUAUAAGUAGAAUAGCUGAAUUAGAUUGGCUGAACAAAAGAGCCGAAGACUAUUCUAUUUAAAUUCUAUAGUAAACUAUGAGUAUGAAAUAAAUUCGACCAAAUACUGGUACAAAGUUACAGUCAUAGAAACCAAGAUAAUAACAAUAAUAAAAUGAUUAAUCGCCGUCCUCAAAAUUAUACUCAUCAAGAAUUUAUUAAUAAAGCAAUAAAGAAUAGGAGUAAGCAGCAAUAUAAUAAAGAUCAUAGCCAUAAUAAAAAGAGUAAGAAAUCUAUAAACCUUCAAAUAAAUAAGAGAAAGUAUAAAUGCAAUACCCUGAAUACAUAUCUGUUUUUGAUAUAUUAUUAGAAUUCAAUAAUGGGUCAAAACGAUUCCUGGGAUUAAAUGGAAUAUUAUUAAUUGAUUAUAAUAACAAAUAGAUUCAUUAAGAAGAGAUAUAAGAUUCUAAUCUAACUGAAUACGAAAUAUAACGACUAUUCUAUUCUAAUAAUCCAACCUAGAUUGAUUCAUCCAAUAUGAUUUGGAUAAAAUAAAAGAGAAUUUAUAUCAAAUUCAAGCAACAAACAAAAUUAUCAAUGAUUAAAUUUUAUAAUUGCAACCAAAUUGUUAGUGAAUCUACAUUUACUGGACCAGAAAUAGUCAAAAUUACUUAUAAUGGAAGGUUCAAAAUAUUUAAUUUGAGACCUGCACCAUGUGAAGAAAUUAAUUUUGUUUAAACUAUUUAACUAACUUAACCAAACAAUAAUUCUUAUUCAGGCAAUCUUGUGGCUAAUUAUGAAUUAUUUCAUUCCAAUUAUGUCAUUGCUUAUCCUCCUUGUGGAAUGAUAGUCACUAUUUAUUUGAUUAAUACUUGGGGAGAUAACAAUUAUGUCGGUUUAAAUGGACUAGAAAUUUAUGAUCACCAAGGUUCAGCCUUAUUAUAAAGAAAACUCAUACCUUAUACUAUUCAUUCUGUUCCAUAAUUAGAAGAUGAUCCAAGAGUUGUCUAAAACUUAGUAAUUCCUCCAUAUGAUAUUAAUUGUUAACCUUAAAGAAGCUUCUUGGCUCCAUUUAUUAAUACUCCGAUGGAAAAGUUAAAAAAUAAGAAUGCCAUCAUUAUCCAAAAGGCAAGGGAUUUAGAGAAAUAAGAUAUCAAUAAGAUCUAUGUAUUAUUUGAUAAACUUACUUGUUUCAGCGGAAUAGACUUUUAUAAUUAUACGAAAGAUUGGUAAAGAGGAGUGAAGGAAGUCCACAUAUAUGUUAAUAAUCGAUUGAUUUAUUAAGGAAACAUUAAUCAGACUUUUCAAGACAUAAAAAAGAACAUAUAUAAUAAAACAACUAUAUUAUUUUCAGAUUCCAAUUAAAUUAAGUAAUAAUUAAAUCCACACUUUUAUCAAUUUCCAGAUGAGUAAGUAUCUUUGAUUGAUGAAAACAAAUAAUUAACCUAAAGAGAAUAUUAGUAAUAUUACUCCCAAUAAUUGAUUAGACCUAAAACAAGUAUUCAAUCAUGA